Molecule: messenger RNA, 1050 nt
Organism: Episyrphus balteatus (marmalade hoverfly)
Lineage: Eukaryota; Metazoa; Arthropoda; Insecta; Diptera; Syrphidae
Exons: 3
Coding region: 60-1022 (320 amino acids)
Molecular function (GO): DNA binding
Source: RefSeq, a predicted model, not a curated record
GCAAAAUAAAAUAAAAAUAUAUCGUCUUUGUUUUAGCAAAACAAGUAAAAUAAUAAAAAAUGUCUGCAAUCACAAAAUUAGAUGAAACAUUUUUAUUAGAAGAAAUCGAACAACCAGCUAUGAAGCUGGACUCUUCCCAACUUGCUCGUGAAGUCAAAAAAUAUCCAAUUCUUUACGACAACAAUUUGCGUCGUGAACAAACCGCUAUUUUCAAUGCAUGGGAAAGUGUUUGUUCCGAAAUGGUACCAAGUUAUUAUAAUAUGACAGAGAAUGACAAACUUGCUACAAGAAAACGCUUAAAAGAUCGCUGGGGCUAUAUGCGAUCUACAUUUCGAAGAGAUAUUUACACUAACAACAUUGAUUGCCACAAAGGACUUGAUUGGAUACAGGAGAUACAAUUUUUGGUUCCAAUAUUAACAAGACCUAUUGAAAGAUCAAUCUGUACAAGAAGUCGUGCUUUGUCCAAAAACACACCAAUUACAAAAAUUGCAACAACUUUAAAUAUUUCAUUCAAAUCAGAUACUUCUUCAAUUUAUAUUUUCAACAAAGUAGAAGAAGAAGAUCACACUUUAAGUAAAUCACAAACAGCAUCAAGUUUUAUAAACAAACCAUCUGUAACUGAAUCUGAUCUAAUUAACAAUCCAUCAUCAGUUGAAACUGAUUUGAUCAGCAACCCAUCAUCUUUUACAAAUGAAACUGAUAUUUUAAACGACUCAGAAUUGUUUGCAAAUGAAACAUUCAGCUCGAUUCCAGAUAAUAUUUUCUCUUCUGACUCAAGUAUCUCUGAUAAGUCAACUUUGGAUACAUCAUCAAUUUCAACAGACAUUUCCGAUGACGAUAAAUCUCAUAACGAUUUAAUGGUUGAAACUUUCAUGUCUACAUUCAGUUUGGACUCAAAUUUAACCCCACCCGCUGAUCCAGAUCAAAUGUUUUUGUUGACUUUGUUGCAAAACUAUCGUCUUGUUCGGGAGGAGAACAAAGAAUUAUUGCAACAUAAGUUUUAUACCUUUUUAAGGGAUUAAAAUGAUCAAAAUUUGAAAUGCACUUAAA